Messenger RNA from Culex pipiens pallens (northern house mosquito), 3240 nucleotides. RefSeq names its product hepatoma-derived growth factor-related protein 2-like. Lineage: Eukaryota; Metazoa; Arthropoda; Insecta; Diptera; Culicidae. The record is from RefSeq and is a predicted model, not a curated record. The coding region runs from base 2581 to 3159 and encodes 192 amino acids. The transcript has 2 exons.
GAAUCCAACAAAAACUCCGACUAUGACAAAUGAUGUAGAGAAGGAGAACAUCUUGAGCAGAGUACAUAUUUCUAAUGACCAAAUCUAAAUAGCUGCGUGCCGCUUAAUACAUUUGCCUAUUUUUCUCAUUUCGUCGCAGUCGAGCUCAAUGCCUCAUCUUUUGACCUACAUAGAUACCCAAAAUUCGAUUUCAAUUCUGAGAUAUUCAAUAAAAACCGAAAAAUGUCGUCUCGUGCUAACUUGACACACUCUGAAAAUUGCUGUAAGUGCGACAACUGGCCAAAGAGGUUUCAGAUCAGAAUGCGUUUGACACACGUACAUUAGCCUGUCCCAUUUUGAGGUCAUGUCGAGGAAUUUCAGGUGCUCACUUCUUAAAUGAUAGAUUAUGAUGUUAGGAACAAUGUUUUCUUAGACAAGAAAAAAUAAUAAAAUACUUUCUCGCACCCCCUAGUCGAUUUACUGAAAAAAGUCACUUUUUUGAACAAAUUUUCUAAAAUCGCUUGGAAUCAAUACAAAAACUGUUUCGAUCAGGUGUGUAUUAUCUUCAAACGAUAGGUUUUUGUCCAUAGAUUAAGAUGCACUAUCAAUAUUGGACCAAAAUUUAAGUUUUUGGACUCUCCCAGGCGGAUUUGUGUCGAAAAAAUCGCAUUUUUUCGAAACUUUUUUCAGAAAUGUUCAUUUAAUUUAGGGUAGCCUAUUUUUCCCAGUAAAACCAAUACAUGCAGCUUGUAGGAAAUUUCAUGGCGAACAUUUUUCCCUCUGAGAAAAUGCAAUUUCGACACUCCAGAGCCGAGAUAUUUGAGUUUUAGUGAGGAAAAAAGUGCCAAUUUUCAAAAUUUCUCAGAAUUCAGAAGCAAGGCCUACUAAUUACACGAUGUAGCAAGCAUAUGUCUCAAAGGUCAAGGUAUGCUUUUUUAUAGUAAUUUUGGCGGCUGAAUCCAAAUCUGAAAUCAAAUUUCGUGUAAACAGUGAUGUUUUGGAGCUACACCCUUUUGGAAUGUUAUUUGCGUGUUUAAGAGGCAGUUUUUGUAAAUAUUACUCGGUUUGUUCUAGAGGUCGUAUCGAGGUGCUCCGAUUUGGAUGAAACUUUCAGCGUUUGUUUGUCUAUACAUGAGAUGAACUCAUGCCAAAUAUGAGCCCUCUACGACAAAGGGAAGUGGGGUAAAACGGGCAUUGAAGUUUGAGAUCCAAAAACAUAAAAAAUCUUAAAAUUGCUCGCAUUUUAGUAAAACUUCAUCAUUUCAAAACACUCUUAGAUGCAUUCGAAAGGUCUUUAGAAGCACUUCAAAAUGAGCCAUAGACAUCCAGGAUUAGUUUAACUUUUUCUCAUAGCUUUUGCGGGUUUCGCCUCGUAAGCGGAAGGUGAUGGGUUCGAUUCCUGUCUGGCUCGGCAAAGUCAGAUCCCUUAAAAGAGUAAAUAUGCUCACUGGGAAUACUGACCGGUAGGGGAUGGGUUUCGACUAGCGGCGUGCUGGGUUUCCAAUCCAGAGGUCGUGAGUUCGAUUCUCGUACCGGGAUGAUGAAAAAAAAAAAUUACUGUUAAAAAUGGAUUUUUUUAAAACCUCAAAAUCUUUUUGCAACAGCCUCCAACACCCAUACUCUUUUAGCUCAAAAGUUAGGGAAUUUCAUGGACUAUAAUCCUACGGUAAUAACUUUUUGGCCAAUCGCAGUUUUUCUCAUAGUUUUUCGAUUUUUCUAUAAAAAACAUUUUACAACGUUAGUUAUUGUCCCUACAGCAUCCAUAGCGGCACUUUUUAGUCUCAAUUUUGUCAUAUUCGAAAUCCUUGGAAACUUCAAACUUCAAUGCCCGUUUUACCCCACUUCCCUCAUCUCAUCUCAUCUCAUCCAAAUCGGAGCACCUCGAUACGACCUCUAGAACAAACCGAGUAAUAUUUACAAAAACUGCCUCUUAAACACGCAAAUAACAUUCCAAAAGGGUGUAGCUCCAAAACAUCACUGUUUACACGAAAUUUGAUUUCAGAUUUGGAUUCAGCCGCCAAAAUUACUAUAAAAAAGCAUACCUUGACCUUUGAGACAUAUGCUUGCUAUAUCGUGUAAUUAGUAGGCCUUGCUUCUGAAUUCUGAGAAAUUUUGAAAAUUGGCACUUUUUUCCUCACUAAAACUCAAAUAUCUCGGCUCUGGAGUGUCGAAAUUGCAUUUUCUCAGAGGGAAAAAUGUUCGCCAUGAAAUUUCCUACAAGCUGCAUGUAUUGGUUUUACUGGGAAAAAUAGGCUACCCUAAAUUAAAUGAACAUUUCUGAAAAAAGUUUCGAAAAAAUGCGAUUUUUUCGACACAAAUCCGCCUGGGAGAGUCCAAAAACUUAAAUUUUGGUCCAAUAUUGAUAGUGCAUCUUAAUCUAUGGACAAAAACCUAUCGUUUGAAGAUAAUACACACCUGAUCGAAACAGUUUUUGUAUUGAUUCCAAGCGAUUUUAGAAAAUUUGUUCAAAAAAGUGACUUUUUUCAGUAAAUCGACUAGGGGGUGCGAGAAAGUAUUUUAUUAUUUUUUCUUGUCUAAGAAAACAUUGUUCCUAACAUCAUAAUCUAUCAUUUAAGAAGUGAGCACCUGAAAUUCCUCGACAUGACCUCAAAAUGGGACAGGCUACUGUACAGCGAUGUGGCCGCGGUGAAGUCUCUGCUGCCGGGUUUUCUGAACCGGCCGUUAUCGGAAACAGAUUCCUGCCAGAUGACGCCCCUUGGCAAGCCAGUCGGCGGGAAGCAGUCUCCCCCAGACAAGCCGGAAGUCCCAGUUGAACCAAUGGAAGCAGCAAUGGAGCAGAGUGAAGGUCUGACAUCCCCACCGUCAGCUCUGCAAGUUCAACUCGUGGAGUCGCCCGUCUUUCGUCCUAAUUUGGAACCUGAAGGGACACCAGACCAAGGCAAACAACCGGAUCAAGAAGGAAAGUGGCAGCUUCAAGGUCGGAAGGGACGUUCGAAGAAGCGACCGGAGUCGUUUUUGCCUGGAGCAGAUACCUCGAAGAAGUUGCUGAGGUCGCAGUCACUUCGCUCGAGGAGUAGGAGUCAGCGCCGUCAUCCUAAGGGAGUUCCGGAGACAAGCGAGCCGCAGGGAGCGCUUUCGACGUCUGAUGGACAAUCGGACGACCAGAUCUUCAAAAAACCACUACCACCACCAUCCCCAUCCCCUGAACAACAGAAGUAAGUUUAAUUUUUAUCCUAAAAUGACCUUCUCGAAGAAAAUUGCCACCAUUAAUCUAAAUAGUAUUAAGACAGAAGUCAACAA